AUGUUUUCUAAAAAGAAAAAGAAACCGCAAAUUUCACCUCCUACAAACUUUGAACAUCGUGUUCACACUGGGUUUGAUAAAAGGGAAGGAAAGUAUGUUGGCCUCCCUCUGCAGUGGGCAAGCAUAGUUGGAAAUAAUCAAAUACUUAAGAGUAGUAACCGCCCUUUACCAUUGGUGGAUCCAUCUGAAAUAACACCGACAGAAAUAUUAGAUUUAAAAACUAUAGUCAGGGGUGAUAACAAAAUACCUGUUGAUUUAAAAAGUGGCAUUCCUAAAACGUCUAAUGUGGCAAGAAGUAAUAGUUUAAGAUCUUCUAGUCCUCCAAGAUUUAGAAGAGGAGACUUUCAACACAAUUCCAAUUUGCCACCCUCAGUUCCUGAGGGGGAAAUAUUUAAUGGACCCAUUGCACCCAUUGCCUCUAUUCAAUAUUCAAAUUCAAAAAGAGAUAUAAAUUAUGAGAAUAAGAUGAAAGUGGAUUCAGCUUCGCAAGAGUGGAUAGGCGGAGGAUUAGUUCUUGGAUCGCAACAAAAUGUAGAAGGAGUUAAUUCAAGUCCCUUGCCUAGCCAGGGCUCUCCAAGUCCUAAUUCAGAUGGCACUGAUUUUGUGAAAGGAAUGAUGUAUAAUAUGUAUCCUCAGUCUAAUGGAAAAUCUAAUCAGUCAGUUUUAUCCCACGCUUCUAAUGAUGUCGCAUAUCCGUCUGCAUUGACAACCUCCGGAGGACCGAGACAUUCUCAGAUUUUGCCAACAGGUGCUGCAAAAUUGCAAACGAGAACCACCACAUCACAUCAACCAUGCAUUUCUCCCCAGUUAACUAAGGGAAAUCAGGAUUUGCAAUCAACAAAUUUUGAACAGAAGCUUAUGACGGGAGUACAAAAUAUAAAUGUGGGACAGCAGCCACUUUCUGAUCAAAACCACAAUAGUAACAAAACAAGUGCACCUUCUUUUUCCUCUGGUCCACUAUUAAAACAAAGUAAUUCAGAUGGGAAACAUCAUCACGAUCAGCAAAGAUUAACUCAUGAGCAGUUUCGAGCUGCUUUACAAAUGGUUGUGAGUCACGGUGAUCCCAGACAAAAUUUAGAAGAAUUUAUGAAAAUUGGAGAAGGUUCAACGGGAACAGUUUGUAUUGCUUUUGACAGAGUGACAAACAGACAGGUAGCUGUGAAAAAAAUGGAUCUACGAAAGCAACAAAGAAGAGAAUUACUUUUUAAUGAGGUUGUUAUUAUGCGAGACUAUCAUCAUCCUCACAUAGUUGAAAUGUAUGAUAGUUUUUUGGUUAAUGACGAAUUAUGGGUGGUCAUGGAAUAUCUUGAAGGUGGAGCCUUGACAGACAUAGUAACACAUGCUAGGAUGGACGAGGAACAAAUAGCUACCGUAUGCAAACAGUGUUUAAGAGCAUUGGCUUAUCUUCAUUCUCAGGGCGUUAUUCAUCGCGAUAUUAAGAGUGAUUCAAUUUUACUUGCUGCCGACGGAAGGGUCAAGCUUUCAGACUUUGGAUUUUGUGCUCAAGUUUCCCAAGAAUUGCCUAGAAGAAAAUCACUUGUAGGAACUCCUUAUUGGAUGUCUCCAGAAGUGAUAUCCAGAUUACCCUACGGUCCUGAAGUAGAUAUUUGGUCAUUAGGUAUUAUGGUAAUAGAAAUGGUCGAUGGUGAGCCACCAUUUUUUAAUGAACCACCAUUGCAAGCAAUGAGAAGAAUACGCGACAUGCCACCUCCAAAAUUAAAAAAUACGCACAAAGUUUCCCUAAGAUUACAAGGUUUUUUGGAAAGGAUGUUAGUAAGAGAUGCAGCGCAAAGAGCAACUGCUUCUGAAUUAUUACAACAUCCUUUCUUGAGGCAGGCCGGACCACCUGCCUUGCUGGUACCUCUUAUGAAAGGUUCCAGACAUAGUAAUUGUUAA
Messenger RNA from Pediculus humanus corporis (human body louse), 1896 nucleotides. RefSeq names its product serine/threonine-protein kinase PAK mbt, putative. Gene Ontology annotation, biological process: protein phosphorylation; regulation of MAPK cascade; intracellular signal transduction. Gene Ontology annotation, cellular component: cytoplasm. NCBI's taxonomy places the organism in Eukaryota, Metazoa, Arthropoda, Insecta, Psocodea, Pediculidae. The transcript has 10 exons. Gene Ontology annotation, molecular function: protein serine/threonine kinase activity; ATP binding. The record is from RefSeq and is a predicted model, not a curated record. The coding region runs from base 1 to 1896 and encodes 631 amino acids.